Molecule: messenger RNA, 3245 nt
Organism: Effrenium voratum
Lineage: Eukaryota; Dinophyceae; Suessiales; Symbiodiniaceae
Source: the annotation of a GenBank genome assembly
GGUCUCGCGGGAGAGCGUUCCACGUCGGACCCUGUCUCGUAUUAGACGAGUGCUGCGCCUAGCUUUUUUGUACGAAGCAUAUGUCACUUGUGGCUGCAAAUUGCUGCGCUUGUGCCAGAUGUCCUGCUUCGAACUUACUGUAGCAACUCAUGCGACUCGACUUUCGGCUUACCUCAGAGCAACUCUUUUUGCCUGGUGCUUCUGGCUUCUCUCAUGGCAGGGACCAUCAAGUGCAAAGAUGGGCGGAUCACCGUCUUCAACAACCAAGGCGCCCUGGUGCUGAUGGAAGGCGUGUCGCAGUACCUGCACCCCACUUCUAGCACGAAGACGGCGGGGGUGCUGUCGCUGUGCCUGCGAGCACCAGCGCCAGCCUCCAGGCAUGAGGUGGACCUUGGUUCCUGGGCGUGCACUUCCACGCAGCAGGCGUGGCUGGCUGCGGCGCGCUGCAAGUUGUGGUGGAUGACCCCGGAGUGGGGCAGCGUCCGUGACCCCAUCCCCACAGAGACGCAGAUGCUUUUGGUGCGCUUAGCCAUGGAACCGGAGGCGGAACAAGGCACCUACGUCUUCAUUCUGCCCUUGGUUACAGAGCAUUUCCGGUCGAGCCUCUCCCAGAACGGCAGCGCCAUCAUGUUUGCCGCAGAGACAGGUGAUGUGGAAACGCAGGCGUCUGAGGUGGAUCCGGCCUUGCUGCUGGUGGCUGGAGUUGAUCCCUUUGAGACGAUCCACCGUGGAUUCGCCGCUGCCGCAGAGUUGCCGGGCAUGAACUUCAUCUUGCGCGGGCAGAAGCCGGUGCCUGCGAGCCUGGGGCUCUUUGGGUGGUGCACCUGGGACGCCUUCAUGAACUUGGCGGAGUACCGGAGCAACGUGACGCCCGAAGGCAUCCUCGAGGGUGUGAAGGGCUUCGCGGAGGGAGGCGUGCCCGCACGGCGCAUCAUCAUUGACGAUGGCUGGCAAACCACCGGGGUCGAUGCUCAGACAGAGCGUGAAGUCAUCCUGGACCGCACCGAGGCUUGUUCCCCGGCUUGCACCACAGGCUUGGUCAAGAUUCCAGUCAGCAGAAGUCAGGCAGAGAUCUUGAGCAACAACCCUUGCACGGAGUCUCCUCAUCCCAUUCCUCCCCCAAGUGGACUGGCCCAUGUCCUUUUUGAGAGGCUCUACUCGGCCAUAGCCGAGGGGGCGAGGACCGGCAGCAAGCGUUUGGCAUGCUACCAGGGUUUGACUCAAUGCUUGCCCUCAAUGUACCGCAAGACGCUUGCGCGGCAGGGCCCAGAUCAGGGCAAGCGCCUGCGGUCAUUCCAGGCCAACCGUACCUUUGAGCGUCCCGAAGAUGGCAUAAGCAUGAAGAGCCUGGUGGCCGAGCUCAAGAACGAGCUGAAAGUGCAGAGUGUCUUCUGCUGGCACCAUUUGGUGGGCUACUGGUGCGGCCUAGAGCCACUCUCCGACCAUUUUGCGGACAUGGAGCUUCAGUGCAAAGAGGUGUUCUUCACCAAGGGCAUUUCGGGUGUGGAGCCCUCCAUGGAAUUCAGCACCUUCAAGACGAUGCAGGUGGGCAUGCCCGCGGGCGAGCGUGGCGCCGCGAAGCUCUACGAUGGCCUCCACGGCUUCUUGCAGGACGCGGGGGUCGACGGUGUGAAGGUGGAUGGCCAGUCCAUCCUUUCACAGGUCGGCCAGGGACAGGGCGGUGGCCCUGCCGUUUCUCGCAAGUACAUCUCAGCAUUGGAGGCAUCUGCUCAGAAGCACUUCGGCUCCGCUUCGGAGGUUAUCACCUGCAUGUCCCAUGCCAAUGAUGCCUUCUUCAACUACAAGCAGGCUGCUUACUGCCGAGUCAGCGACGACUUCUUCCCAGAUGAUGCAGCGUCACAAGCAUGCCACAUUUGUUCAUGCGCCUUUAACGGCCUGUUUCUGUCUGAGCUCUUCAUUGCUGAUUGGGACAUGUUCCACAGCAAGCACCCGUCUGGUGAGAUGCAUGCAGCAGCCCGGGCAAUCUCUGGCGGUCCCAUCUAUGUGUCGGAUCGCCCUGGUGAGCAUGACUUUGAGCUACUGAAGCAACUGGCCACCCCGGACGGAGAGCUUCUACUAUGUGAUGGCCCGGCUCGGCCUACCCGAGAUUGCCUGUUCCGCGAUCCGCAGAAGGACAACAAGACAGUCCUGAAGAUCUUCAACACCAACAGCGCCGAGAAGCUGGGUGUCUUGGGCUUGUUUCACAUCCAAGGCUCCUCCUGGGAUCGCUCGCACAGGCGCUUCGCCAUGUUCCAGCACAGGGAGGCGCCACUGCACGCCUUGGCCCGCCCCCGGGAUGUGGAGGCGUUCCGCUCAGCUCAGCUGUCCGCUCAGAGUCCCGCGACCGGCGAGUUUGCCGCUUUUCAGCGGUCCAAGUCGGAGAUUCUGCUGCUUCCGGACGGGUACCACAGCAUCCCGCUGGAGUUGGGGGGGGACUCUGCCACUGCCCAGCGUUUCGAGGUGGUCACCUUCAGCCCCGUCUGGCAGAUCCCGGGGCACGUAGACGCGCGGUUCGCGGCCAUUGGGUUGGAGGACAUGAUGAAUCCAGGAGGAGCUGUGAAGGACAUGCGGGCUCUGCAGGGCUCUGUGGAGGUGGUGGGACGAGGGAGCGGGCACUUCGCCUUCCAUGCGGACCCUCCGCCCAGGCGCUGCACUUUGUCCGCAGCGGCACCGGCGGACGCGGCACCGGCGGACGCACCGGAAUCGGCCGAAUUGGUGGUGAGGACUCGGACCUGCGAGGGCCACUUGAACGGCAACAAGCAUGCCACGGAGCAUCUCACCUCGCUGCCCCUCCGCUAUGUCGUCAUUCCGGAGAACUGGACAACGGUGACUUGGGCGCUUCGCUUCGAGUGGUAAGGCCUAAGGCCUGCAAAGAGAUGUAAAGGGAGACCGGUGACUUGCGUUUGUACAGGCUAUGAAUUUUGGACGCGCAAGAGCUGUUGUUGCCCUUACAUCAGCUAAUCUAGCUGUUUGGUCAAUUGGUGUGCAUUGCAUGUCAGAACAGACCGGCCAUUGGUGCCAGACCAAACAUCUCUUCUCGCGAAAAGCUGUUGCCGCCUUGUGAUUCGCUGGCAGUGGUGGAUUGGUUCCCUGCCAUGUGCCAUGUGCCUUCCCUCGAUUUGCCAGAGCCAUACGGUGCUUUCACCGCGGCACGAUGGCCCGCGCUUGUUGCUCAGGCCAUGCUGUUUGCAACCUCAGGCGCAACGUCGCUCGCCUGGUGUUCUUCAUGCUGCGCAAGUCUGGGC